This is a messenger RNA of Prorocentrum cordatum, 2433 nucleotides long. The record is from the annotation of a GenBank genome assembly. NCBI's taxonomy places the organism in Eukaryota, Dinophyceae, Prorocentrales, Prorocentraceae.
CUACAGGGCAAGGGCUGCCAACGCAUCCAGGACAAGCACGCGUCUCCUCCCGCUGCAGCAGUAUGGAGGAGAUGGGAAAUCGUACCAAGUUUCAUCGAGCUGAAGAUCCGGAGGCUGAAACUCUUCCAGGGCGCGGCAGCUCACCCGAACGAAUUCAAGCACAUGGUCUCAGUACUAUCCGGAGAACUACGACUGGAACACUUGCUACGACAACACGACCCACCAGUGGCUCCACCCAUGCUGGCCGACGACGGCUACAUCAACCCCGACGCGCAUUUCAUCGCCAGGCAGUCCGCGACGGACAUCUAGGACAUGAUGACGCUAGACGUGACCGAACCUCUGGAGAUAUUGGAUUUGCUCGGCAGCAUCGUCGACCUCGUCACCGAGUCCAGCAUCGCCGAGGCCUUCGCAGGGGUCGACGUGGGUUACAUGCGGGCCGCCUACCUUCGACGCACCGUUGCGCCACCAGGGUCUGCUGCUGAGUUCUCGUCGGAGCUUGCCCCUGACGCAUAGGCCGAACUGUUCGUCUGCAAGCUAAAGACACCAGAAGGUCGCGCAUGUGGAACAGCGUGGUAGAGCACACGCGCACUUUACGCACGCCAGCGGGGACUCGCACCAGGAGGGGAACACGACGUGUGCCCAUUACUAUCACAGGUCACGCUCACGAACGAGUGCACCAUAUGUGGUACUACGUUCCCACCACGCACGGGCGCACAACAUCAUAGCACGGCAGAUUGGAGAGCGCACACACGUAACUUAAACCAGACUUCGGACCCAUACCCGAUAAUCUCAAAUGCCCGAUCUGCCAACAGACAUACGAGGAGCACAGCACCUUUCGGACUCAUCUCCGCAGUCAUCUCCCUCAAGACGUACUGGGCGAACACACGUUGUCCCUCCCACGACCCGCGACACCAGCCACCGACCGACACGGCGGCGCCGACAGAUGUUGAGAUGCCCCGCAGGGGGAGUGGCAGCGAAGGCGCCUUGGCGCGCCCCGACGGCGCCCCCCCCGCCGCCCGGGCAUGGCGGGCGAGGCGCACGGAGCGACGAGCGCUCGAGGAGCGAGGGCCGUGGAUCCAGACAGGCAGCAGCCAAGGACACCAACGAGGGCGACACCUUCGACCCGAGGAGCAGCAGCUGGAGCACGCGUACGCCGCAGACGUGGAGCAACGUUCAAGCCGAAGCAGGCCCCCAGGCAGAUGAAUGACGAACUGCAGGACCUGCCGCUCACCAUCCUGCGCGCGACCUACCAGAACGCGAAGAACAUCCGCGAGCCCAAGGGCAGCAUCAUCACGACUGUGAGAGCAGAGGAGAAGGACCCAUUGGCCGUCGCCAUCGAGACGGAGAACAAACGCUACGCCCGCGCCAUCCUCCAAGAAGGAGAAUCACACAAAAGUGUCCCCCCCCCAGCACUUGGAGCAGCCAUGGCGAUGGUGGAGACGUUGGCCAAGCAGGACAUAGGAGCGAAGUGCAGGGCGGACCUCGAGAGCUCGAUCCAGGCACUUAACCAGAUGGACGAGCACCAAGUCGCCGACACCUUCCCGCUGUGCAAGCUGGAGAAAACCUUCGAGAGCGGCCAGUGCAAGAUCCCCUUCACGCGCCGCAGCCAGGAGAUCAGGCAGCACAUCAUGAACGCGCUCCACAGCGGCAACAGGCAGGCAUGCACGGGGCCAGCCCCAGCGAGAUUCGUGGAGGACGAACUAGCUCUAUGGAUGGAAGCGAUGAUGGAGGAGCUGUGAGCCACCCCAGUACUACCACACGGGCAAGCCGAGCUGGUGAGAUUGGGACGGAUUGUGAGAUGGACGGCCAGUCCAUGCGACGCUUGAAGUCUAUGUCAGCAAAUGGAUCACAAACUGGUGCGAGCAGUAGUUUGAUAGACAUUCCGACGGCUGAGGAAAAUUCACGAAGCCUAGAGUUCCGCCCCCAACAGCACACGACCCUCCCAGCUGAUGGAGUGCACAAGACUGGUGACGAGCACAACGGCUUGAUUCAGUUGGAAGAACAUACGAUUGGAGCGCGUGCCGGAACGGGGGCCACCUCGACUUCUGAGUAUCUAAGGGUUGGUUCACUUGUCGUAAUCAGUGGGGCUUCCGCCCGCCGCCUGGACACACUGCCAACUUGAGAAAGCCCUGCCGAUGCCCCAUAUGCCGUCCGCUUGUCCUCCCGCUCCUCCCCCUCAGGGCGUUCGCGCCCCCCUUCAGACGGCUCGCGGCAAAGGGCGCGGUCGUGGGAGAGGUAGGGGAAAGGGGCGCGCACCUCGGCGAGCUGGGUCGCGGACUCGCCGCCCUACGUGGUGCGCCGAGCCGUUCACGAUCAUCGGCGGUGGUGCCAUAAUGAGACGCCACAUUGAGGCGAGCACCGCCUAGGUUCCAGAGUACUUCAGAGCACGUUUUUGUUUCUCUUCAAGAACUUUGGACAUGUCGGUGUUGUGAG